AUGGAUAACUUCCUACUCAACACCGUCCUCCUUGAAGCACUGAAAUCCAACCAAAAUCGCGAAUCUCGUUUGCCCCCCUUCAGAAAUAAAAAGCAUACAGGCCGGUAUCGGCGAACAACUUCAAUGGCUCGACCAAUCAGCCCCGAAACCACUUGUGAUUGGUGA
Messenger RNA from Penicillium oxalicum, 165 nucleotides. RefSeq lists its product as uncharacterized. The coding region runs from base 1 to 165 and encodes 54 amino acids. The record is from RefSeq and is a predicted model, not a curated record. The transcript has a single exon. Lineage: Eukaryota; Fungi; Ascomycota; Eurotiomycetes; Eurotiales; Aspergillaceae.